Messenger RNA from Eruca vesicaria subsp. sativa (arugula), 3256 nucleotides. NCBI's taxonomy places the organism in Eukaryota, Viridiplantae, Streptophyta, Magnoliopsida, Brassicales, Brassicaceae. The record is from the annotation of a GenBank genome assembly.
CACCAUUCACCUUCUGUUGAAAGGGUCCCCCAUAUUUUUCAAAAGUUAUUUUCUUUGCUCAAUCAAUAUUUUCGUCUUGAUCGUCUCUGAAAAAACAAUUCUCGCAAUAUUAUUUUUGUUUCCCUAUAUUGUUUUGCUUCUCUUGAUCCAGUCGUUUGUUCAAUUUAACGCUCUCAUCCUUCUCCUGCCUGCAUCAAAAUUCAGAGAACAAUGUCCGAGGAUAACUUCAUGGAUAAUGGUGAAGAUGUCAAGUCUUCUACUACUAAACAGGUUGAUCCAGCAGUACCUGCAUCUUUGACAUGGCAAAGAAAAAUAGACAGUGACGCAAAGGCUCCCCGGGAAUUCGCUCUUACUGCUAAAGAGAUUCUCCAGAUGGCUCCUGUGGGCAUUCGGUUAUGGUUUCUUGUCAGAGAAGAAGCUGCGAAGGGAAGGUUGGCCUUCAUAGAUCCUUUCUCUAAGCACUCUGUAACGUCUUCCCAUGGUGUUCCACUUGGAGGUAUUGGUUCUGGUAGCAUAGGAAGGAGUUUUAAAGGUGAAUUCCAGCGAUGGCAGCUAUUCCCUCCAAAAUGUGAAGAUGAACCAGUUCUUGCAAAUCAGUUCUCAGCAUUUGUUUCCCGGGCCAAUGGUAAAAAGUACUCCAGCGUGUUAUCUCCUUGGAACCCAAAGCUGGCAAAACACGAGUCGGAAUCUGGAAUUGGUUCAUGGGACUGGAAUCUGAAAGGAGACAAGUCUACAUAUCAUGCUUUGUAUCCGAGGUCUUGGACAAUUUAUGAGGGUGAACCUGAUCCAGAGCUUAGAAUUGUUUGUCGUCAAGUUUCACCUUUUAUACCUCACAACUACAAAGAAAGCAGUUUCCCUGUGUCUGUUUUCACUUUCACCAUUCAUAAUCUCGGAGACACUACUGCGGAUGCGACAUUGCUCUUUACUUGGGCGAAUUCUGUUGGAGGAGACUCAGAGUUCUCAGGUGGCCACUACAAUUCCAAGAUAAUGAUGAAUAACGGAGUCAAGGGUGUGCUCUUACACCAUAAAACAGCAAACGGAUUACCAUCAUUGUCAUAUGCGAUUUCAGCUCAGGAGACGGAUGGUGUAAGUGUCUCAGUCUGCCCUUUCUUCACAGUAUCUGGAAAGCAAAAUGGAAUCACAGCAAAUGAUAUGUGGGAGACUAUCAAAGAGCAUGGUUCUUUUGAUCACCUUGAUUCUUCUGAGGCGUCGAUGCAAUCUGAACAUGGAUCAUCGAUCGGGGCAGCAGUAGCUGCUUCUGCGACAGUCUUACCAGGAGAGUCACGCAUUUUCACAUUUUCUUUGGCUUGGGACUGCCCUGAAGUGCAAUUUCCUAGUGGUAAAAUAUAUUCAAGGCGUUACACAAAGUUCUAUGGCACUCAUGGCGAUUCUGCAGCACAAAUUGCUUAUGAUGCUAUCCUUGGACAUAGUCAAUGGGAGUCUUGGAUAGAAGACUGGCAGAGACCAAUACUUGAAGAUAAAAGGCUGCCUGCAUGGUACCCUAUAACUCUCUUCAAUGAGCUUUAUUAUCUUAAUUCGGGAGGAACUGUUUGGACAGAUGGAUCAUCUCCACUACACAGCUUGGCAGGAGUCAGAGAAAAGAAGUUCUCACUUGAUAGAUCUCAAUCUGUUCUAAAGAACAUUAUAGAUGCACCAAAGCAGCAGAAGAAUGAUACAGCAGUCUCCGUUCUUGAAAAAAUGGCUUCAACGCUUGAGGAACUUCAUGCAUCAAUAGCAUCAAACUCUGCAUUUGGCACCAAGUUACUAGAAGAAGGAGAAGAAAACAUUGGGCACUUUCUCUACCUAGAAGGAGUCGAGUACCGUAUGUGGAACACCUACGAUGUUCAUUUCUAUGCAUCUUUUGCACUGGUGAUGCUUUUUCCAAAACUAGAACUUAGUAUCCAGAGAGACUUUGCUGCUGCGGUCAUGCUACACGAUCCCACUAAAGUGAAAACUCUCAGUGAAGGACAAUGGGUUCUGAGGAAAGUUCUUGGUGCAGUUCCUCAUGACUUGGGCAUCAACGAUCCUUGGUUUGAGGUUAAUGGAUACAAUCUUCACAAUACUGACCGGUGGAAAGAUUUAAACCCCAAGUUCGUCCUCCAGGUGUACAGGGACGUCGUUGCUACAGGUGACAAAAAGUUUGCAUUAGCGGUAUGGCCAUCAGUGUAUGUUGCAAUGGCAUAUAUGUCUCAGUUUGACAAAGAUGGUGAUGGAAUGAUUGAGAACGAAGGGUUUCCUGAUCAGACGUACGAUACAUGGUCCGCAUCUGGUGUUAGCGCUUACUGUGGUGGACUUUGGGUGGCUGCAUUGCAAGCUGCAUCCGCAUUGGCACGUGAAGUUGGUGACAAGAACUCUCAGGACUAUUUUUGGUCGAAGUUUCAGAAAGCAAAGGUUGUGUACGAGAACAAGUUGUGGAAUGGAUCAUAUUUUAAUUAUGAUAAUAGUGGAAGUCGAUAUAGCUCGUCUAUACAAGCUGAUCAACUAGCUGGUCAAUGGUACGCAAGAGCAUCAGGUCUUAUGCCUAUUGUAGAUGAAGACAAGGCUAGAAUGGCUUUGGAGAAAGUUUACAACUUUAAUGUGAUGAAGAUUAACGAUGGAAAACGCGGGGCCGUAAACGGGAUGCACCCUAAUGGGAAAGUUGAUACAGCAUCGAUGCAAUCACGAGAGAUAUGGUCUGGUGUUACUUACGCGCUGUCUGCAACAAUGAUUCAAGAAGGUCUAGUUGAAAAGGCGUUUCAGACUGCGAGUGGUAUAUAUGAAGCUGCCUGGUCAGAAACCGGACUGGGUUACUCGUUUCAGACUCCUGAAGCUUGGAACACAAAUGAUCAGUAUAGAGCACUGACUUACAUGCGUCCCCUUGCCAUAUGGGCUAUGCAAUGGGCACUGACAAGAACCAGCAACAAACAGAAACACUUCGGUCUGGAACCUGAACUAGAACCAGAGCCUAGUUCUCUAAUGAAACAUGAUAUCGGUUUCUCCAGGGUUUCUAGGCUUCUUAACCUACCAAAUGAAGCAUCAGCAAAAGGCACAGUUCAGACUUUGUUUGAAUAUGCUUGCAGGAGAAUGAUGUCAUAGAUUCACUUUGCAGUUAUCAUGCAAUCAUUGACUACACACAUUGUUUCCCAAAAUUAUUUUGUUUUUCACAAGUAUUGUAAAAAAUUCAACCUAUAAUGCUUACAACUUAACAGAUUUAUCUUAUGAUGUGAAGAAAGACUAAAUUUAAUUGUGUACAGACCAAAGUUCAAAUGAAGCAUCA